AUGCACGUACCUCUCAGUAUCGUCAUUACUUUAAUUGCUUUUGGUUCUGUUUACUCAACAUCAGUGCCAUAUCCAACCGCUAAUAAUGAUCUUCUCCAAGCUCAAAUCCACUUCUUAGCCUCACUCACACCUGAGCAACGAGGUUUGUGGGGUAAAAUCAAAGACAAAGUAACCAAUGCUGCUAUCAAUGCUGGUAUCAGUGCAGCUGUUGGUCUUAUCGGUAAACGUGAUGCUGAUGAUCAAGAAGUUGAUUUAUUUUUAGCUUCACUUACACCUGCUCAACGUGGUUUAUGGGGUAAAAUCAAAGAUAAAGUAACAAACGCUGCUAUCAAUGCUGGUAUCAGUGCAGCUGCUGGUCUUAUUCUUGGUAAACGUGCUGUUGAAGAUCAAGAAAUUGAUUUAUUUUUAGCUUCCCUCACACCUGAGCAACGUGGUUUAUGGGGUAAAAUCAAAGAUAAAGUAACAAAUGCUGCUAUCGGUGCUGGUGUCAGUGCUCUCGCUGGUCUCGUUGGUAAAAAAUAA
This is a messenger RNA of Adineta ricciae, 522 nucleotides long. NCBI's taxonomy places the organism in Eukaryota, Metazoa, Rotifera, Eurotatoria, Adinetida, Adinetidae. The record is from the annotation of a GenBank genome assembly.